Molecule: messenger RNA, 4324 nt
Organism: Dreissena polymorpha
Lineage: Eukaryota; Metazoa; Mollusca; Bivalvia; Myida; Dreissenidae
Product: LHFPL tetraspan subfamily member 6 protein-like
Exons: 4
Coding region: 496-1125 (209 amino acids)
Cellular component (GO): membrane
Source: RefSeq, a predicted model, not a curated record
GCUAUGAAAGCUUGUUGACAACUGUAAUGGUUCAGGGAUUAUAGCUACUGGGGGGAAAAAAAGAAAAUAAAAAAUCUGGAGUUCAAACGGAGAAUGUGUUUUAAGCAUGACUGAUCGUCCUUAAAAGGGUUGUUGUUUUGUUUUUUAGAAGACAGAUUGUUGUAAUUGUUGUUAAUUAUGUGUGUGUCUUGAGGCAAAGAAACGUGGAGUACAUGACAAUUCCCAUGAGGCUUACUGGUAUAUUGAAAUAUGAUACCACAUGAUGAGGUGGAAUUGUGAACAAGAGAAUUCUGCCAAGUGUAUCAAUUCCAAACUAAUGUAUUACAAAUGUGAAACAAUCAUGGAUACAUAAAUGAAAGUAAAAUGAAAUGUGAACCACUAAUGUGAAUGUUCAUUAGGUUGAAAUUGGAGAGGAUGUGGCCAAUAAAGUAUGUGAGUCGCCAUUCAUGAAACAUUUACAGGCAUUACUGUAAAAACUUUGUCAUUUCACUAAAAAUGGCUGGUAUGUCUGGUGUAGGAGUAUUCUGGGCAGUUUUGUCCAUUGUGAGUGCUUUAUUUUCAAGUGUUGGAUUUUUCAUGCCACAUUGGAUUAGAGGUCAUUUGACCUUGAACUUUCCUGAAAAAUCAACGCAGACAUUUCCAGUGCAUUUUGGCAUUUUUCGUCGAUGCAAUUAUCCUGCUAUGGGAAGUGAUGGUAAACUAACGAUGAUUAUGGAAUGUGGACGAUAUACGACGUUCGCUGAUAUUCCAAGCGUCUCCUGGCAGAUAGCAACCCUGAUUAUUGGACUUUGUUGCGGUUUGUGUUUUCUUGUGGCCUUGACCUCAGUGUUUGGAAUCUGUGUCAAGGGCAUUGUCAUAGCAACUGUGGCAAGGUCUGCUGGUAUUCUACAAAUGUGCUCAGGUUUGUUGAUGGCAGCUGGCGUGGGCAUUUAUCCCAAUGGCUGGGAUGCACCUGAGGUCCAGCAGGCAUGUGGGUUUACAUCGAAAUCUUACAGUUUAGGAGACUGUUCAUUGUCCUGGUGCUUCUAUGUUACGUCAGCUGGGAUACUGGUGACACUGAUGUGUGCCGCAUUAGCAUUUCAUGCGCCGAAACAGAAACAGUUCAUGGCUGGAUACUCACUGUGAGACAACCUGAUAAGAGUCAGCAGCAGUUACCUCCCCUAGAUGGUACAACGAGAGAGAAAUGGUUACACAUUUUGUUCUUUUGUCGAGGUAUUAAUACUAUUGGAAUGCGCCCAGAAAGCAGAGAUGAAUUGUACCAAGGAGCUUUAAUAAAAUUAUUAUAUCCCAAUAUAAUAUUUCUUGUUUAUAUAAAUAUCAGUCUUGGUCAUGAUUUUCAACUACUACAGUUGCUUGAAGAUCUGACAGGCCAUUUUAAGUAUGAGUGAAUCACAGAGCAUUCAGGAAGAUCAUGUCAUCAGUACAGUUCCAUGGUUUGAAUAAUACAAACAUUAAGCAACUAACAAUUAACUAAUCUUUAAUGUAAUUUUGUUUGUAAAUACAGUUCAAUUGCUUUUUGUCAUACUUUACACAAAGUCACUCUAUGACCUUUUAGUAUAAAACCAUUAGUUUACCAUUAUUUAUAGCAUGGUGACUUAAUGAUUGCUAAUCAUAGAUAUGAUACACAUACAAUUAAAUGAAGGUUGUUUUAUCCCAGUUUUUUUUAUAUAUAUUUCUCUGGUAAUUUUAUAUGUUUAUUUUUCUUAAUAACAUGUUUAUAAAUGAUGUCGAUGUAUCUUAUUGAUAACUCGUUGAUGGUUUUUCUUUUAUGCAAACACACUUUUUCUUUAAAUAUUGUUUAAAGUUUAAAAAUAUAUAUUUAAUCAUUUGGCAUGGUGGAGAUCUUUCAAAAUGUCAGUUAACAAAUCUCUUGAUAUGGCUUCUUAAAAUGAGUGAAUUAAUUUACAUACUUAAUUAUCAUAUGUUAGGUCACUAGGUCAAAGGUCAAGGUCACAGUGCCAAAAAAUGUAUUCACACAAUGGCUGUCAAGGUCACGGUGACUCAACUUAGAAAAAUGUUUUUCCGGAUGAUAACUCAAGAAUGCUUACGCCUAGGAUCAUGAAACUUCAUAGGUACAUUGAUCAUGACUCGCAGAUGAAAUAAUGAUGAAACUUGACCAGGAUGUUUGUCUGGACAAUAUCUAGGUCAAGUUUGACAUUUGGUAAAGAUUGAAUGAACCGACUCCUCUCAGGUGAGCGAAAUAGAGCCGUUUUGUUAAUUUUUACCUGUAUACUGCAGGGCUCUCGCUGGGUUAUUUUUCUUUUGCCACCCAUUUUUACCAUUUUAAUAUUUGUUUCGCCACUUUGAAAAGAAUGUGAGCCAUUCGCAGAUUAUGAUGGUACUUUAUUUUGAUUUUUUUUUACCUGUUCAGGUGUACAUGUAUUAACUUAUAAAAAUUGUGAUUAAACCAGUAAUGUUCAAUCUCUUUUUACUUCCUUGUAAAUUUCUUGUAAGCAAUUUAAUAUUUAACCAAAUAUAUAAUUUGUUACAAAUAAAUGUUUUUAUUAAAAAAACAUUUGAAAUCUCAAAAACAUCAGAGAUUCCAAAUCUGACAUGUAAACAUAAUAAUGCUGCAGUGAGUGGUCUGAAUCCGUAUGGAUUUUUGUGUUGAUCUGAAUUAUUGUUGUGAUCUGGAUUGAUGACUAUCAUGACUUUUGUGGGAAUUCAGAUUUCUUUUUUGGGUGAACUUGUAUUAUUUGUAAUCAGAACUCUGCAGCUUUAAAAAGAAGAGUUUUUCAUUGGAACGUUUGAAAUAUAUAGAAAUGGCUUCAAAGAAUUGACUUCAUUGAUGCUAAACAAGCAAUAUUGAGCCAUGUAUUGCAUUUGAAGCAUCCUUGGUUGUCAUUGUAGCAGCAAUUAUUGCUUAGUGCAAAUAGAAAUGUUCACAUUUACUUGCAUGAUUUGUUUAAUCUGAGGUAACAUGUUGAGGCUGUAAAGUUGUGUAUCGAGAUGCAAACAUUUGUUAUAUUACUCUGAACUAUUUAUUUUUAUUUAUAUUAAAGAAAUUUGUGUAAACAUCCAAAAAAAAAUGGGGUUCCCUGCUUAAUGGUUGUUUAUGGUAUAAUCAAUGUAAAUACAUGUACAUAUUACAUAAUGUUAAUGUAAUAUAAUGCACAGCGCACAUGUAUUGUAUAUUUAAAUUGUAUGUGUUUUGGGGGGGAUUCAUCUGAUUGCAUAAAGUCAAGUCGAGAUUUAAUUAAGAAAACAUUAUUAUUUUUUUGUAAAAUCAAGCCUAACUUUAAAAGUAAAAUAUAUCGUUUGAAGAACAAGCUAAGAAAAUGUAUUGGUAUUGUUUAAUUGGCUGUGUUGCUUUUAUAUUUUGAGCAUGCCGAAACAAAUUUCUGUUAAUAUUAAUUUCCUAUGUAUAAUAUGCUUUAGCUUGUCAACGGACUUCAUAUUUAAAUUUUUAUCAAUCACCAAAAACAUAUUAAAUUUUAAACAAUGGCACUGAUAAACCAUAUCACAUAAAUGAUUUACAAUAUUCUUAAUCGCCUAAGAUAUUGCUAAAUUGCAUUAUUUUUCUUACACUUUUCUGUAUAUGUUUUUUUACAAAAAGCAGAUGUUUCAUUGUAUAAUGCAUAUUGCAUAGUACAAACGGUUAAUAUUUUGUAUCCUGCCCGUUAUUUGAUGCUUUUGUAUAUCCUUGUUUGACGUUUUUGUAUGUCCUUGUAUUUUGUUUUUAUAUGCCUUUGUUUGAUGUUUUAUAUGUGCUUGUUUGAUGUUUUUAUAUGUGCUUGUUUGAUGUUUUAUAUGUCAUUGUUGGGUGUUUUCGUAUGUCUUUGAUUUUUAGGUCUUUGAUCUGCCUAUAUGUUUUUAUAUAUUAUUUACUAUGUAUUUAUUCUUUAUAAGAAGUUGUUAGCUCACCUGAUCACAAAGUGUUAAUGGUGAGCUAUCAUGGUCAUCCUAUGCCCGGGGUCUGUUGUGUGUGGUGUGUUACAACGCAAUUUUGGUUAUACAUGGUCGUAAUUUAUAUCUUAACACUAUCUAGGCCGAGUAAGAUUUUGUGUAACGAGUGUCUUUAAAUGGGUCACUUGGUCAAAUCUUAUAAAAACCCUGUUAUCACUCUAGAGGCCACAUUUUUGACUCAGUCUUUAUUAAACUAUUAUUUAUCUAAAAAUAAUUAAAUAUUUCAUAUUCAAAUCUGGCUCACAUGGGAUUACAAACAGUAACAGGCUAGGUCUUUGAAAAUUGGUGUUCCUUCACUCGCGUUGAGCGCUUUAUUGCCAUAAUGAUAAGUAAAACAACUUACUUUUACCUUUGCAUGUGCAAUAUAUUUGUAACUGCUGUAUGAACCGACAUUCAGUAAUAAAUGCUUAAAACAAAA